AUGAAUAUUAUCAUUAUCGACAAAAACAUGGGUGAAAAAUAUAUUGAUUUUAUUACCAAUCUAUAUUAAGAAGGAUUAUAAUAGAAUGAAAUGAAGAUUCCAGAUUAUAUGCAAUAUCAUAUUUAUUAAGAGUAAAUUUGAAAUUGAUCAGAUUUAAAACUAAGUCUAUGGUUGUUAUAUUAGAUUGCAAAUUGUUACUUUAGAAAUCUUCUGAAUCAAAAGAAUACAAAUUCAUUGAAUUUAUGGUUGAUGAUAAAAGAAUAUUUGUUCAUUUGAAUCCUCUAAAAUAAUAUGAUAAUAAAGGAGAUCCAAAACUUGAUGAAUAUUAGUAUUAAACUUAUAUUCUAUUAAAAGUUAUUAGAGAAGAAAAUAGUAUCCUCAUGAAUUAUUUGAUGAAAGUUAGAGUUAACAUUCAGAAUGGCAUAAAUAAUUUGAAUAUAAAUAUAAUUAUGAAAAGUGAACAUUAAUCAUUAUUAUCUACAAAAAGAGAGGAAUUUCGAUUUUCAAUUAGAAAAGAGAGGUUAGAAGAUAUAUUCAACCAAAACCGAAAAAGAUGUUGUGUUAAUAAUGAAGUUGAUCCCUUAAUUGAGAUUCCAAGUUUUUCUUAAUCAUAAGAACUUCACAAAUAUCUAAUUGAUGAUGAUGAUAAUAGUUAAUAGAAAUUAAUGAAAGCUGCAAAUGAUAAAUAAUUAUUAAAUAAAUUAUUUCUUAGUGCAUAAACAUCAGAUUAUUAUUCAAUAACAAUUUUGAGUAAUAUUUGUACAAAAAAGAAUCUUGCAGAAUGUGAAGUACUAUUUCUAAAUUAAUUAAAAUUGGCAAAAUAAAGAAUGGAUAUUAGAAUGAUUGAUAAUGUAAUAAUACAUUCCAAAUCAUUUAGUUAUUUGAUGCCCUUAAUAGUGUAUGUUCAUAAGAAUUAACAAGAAAAUAAUUAGAAUACUUAUUAAAUAAUAAUCUUAUAACUAUAAUAAAUUAAAUAAUAAAAGAAAAUCUAAGAGAUAUCUAUACUGAUAUAGAAUUUAAGAUGAUAAAAAGUGGAACUGAAUUAUUUUGUAGAUUCUUUAAUUAAUUUAGAAUAUUUACUGAAGAAGAAUUAGAUUUAAUUAUAUAAAAAUAUAUACCAGAAGUAUUAAAUCAUAAUUAUUAUUAUUAUUAUAGAUUAGAUAUACAUUUUAUUUAAUGAAAUAAUUACUACCACUUUAAUUAAAAUAUCCAAAAGUCACUUUUAUGUUUAUUAAAAAUCUCAUUUAAAUUAUAUCAUUAGAUCCUGAUAUAUCUAAUGAUUUAGAUAAUACAACAAUUUAAAUUUGUGUUUAAUUAUUAGAAUAUAGUGAAAAUUAAAUAUUAAUAUCAACUAUCUUAAGAUUUAUGAUUGGUAUUAGUGCAUUCAAAGAUGAAAAAUUUGUUUAAAGAAUCUUUUUCUUAAAAGGACAUGACACAAUUAAAUAAUAUAUUAAUCAUGAUAAUGUAAUUAUAAGAUAAGCAUCCAUCAAAUUACUUGCUAAUUUUACUAAUGUAGAUUCUGAAAAUUUAUAAAAAGAGAUUGUAUCAGAUCUUCCUUUCAUAGCAGAAGUUGUUUAAAACUUUUAGAAUUUAGAUAAGACAGAUUCAAAUUACUUAAGACUAAUUUAUGGAAUCAUAUCAAAUUGUUUGACAUAUACAUCAACAGAAUUGAUAUAAGAUUUAAGAGUAUUUUAAAUACUUAAAAUUAAAUUUCUAUUAGAUGAACCAGAAGAAAUUGAAAAUAUAAUUAUCUAUUUAAAUAUACUCUACACUUUAAUUUACUAUUACUAAGCUUAUUGUAUAGAUGAUACUGAAUUAGAAUUAAAAUUAGAGACUCUAUUAAAUCAUUAAAAUGAAGAUAUAGUAAAACUUGCUGAAGAAAUACUUAAUUUAAUUGAUUAAAAAAAAGAACAAUGUAUGAAUGAAUGA
Paramecium pentaurelia is the source of this 1929-nucleotide messenger RNA. The record is from the annotation of a GenBank genome assembly. NCBI's taxonomy places the organism in Eukaryota, Ciliophora, Oligohymenophorea, Peniculida, Parameciidae.